Messenger RNA from Fusarium tjaetaba, 1110 nucleotides. RefSeq names its product FAD dependent oxidoreductase. Gene Ontology annotation, molecular function: oxidoreductase activity. The record is from RefSeq and is a predicted model, not a curated record. The annotation marks the transcript as partial. NCBI's taxonomy places the organism in Eukaryota, Fungi, Ascomycota, Sordariomycetes, Hypocreales, Nectriaceae. The transcript is spliced from 2 exons. Gene Ontology annotation, cellular component: cytoplasm.
AUGGGUUCCAUUAUAUCGACGCUUAAAUCAACGGCAUCGGCCAUAUCAGCUGGUCUGAGGACUGUUCUGACGCUUCACAGGCAAUUCUCAUCUCUUCUUGAACGCGCGUCCUCAGAGCCUGGAUUUCCCGUGCCAGAGCCCACAAAGUCAUAUUGGCUCGACGACCCGCCAUUCCCAGCACUAUGCGACAUCCAAGAUGACAAGCUUCCCUCCGAAGUAGACGUCGUCGUCAUCGGCAGCGGCAUCACAGGCGCAGCUGUAACUAAAUCUCUGCUAGAGCUGUCCAACUCUGGUCUACGAGUUGUAGUCUGUGAAGCAAGACAGCUAUGCAGCGGUGCAACGGGUAGAAAUGGCGGACAUAUUAAGAGUGCGCCAUAUGAUGAAUUCGCCAUGUUGAAGUCAAAAUUGGGACAGGAGAAUGCGAGUCGGAUAGUGAGGUUUAAGAGAAGGCAUUUGGAGAUGAUGAAGCAGCUGGGCAAGGGGAUCGAAGUAGCUGAGGUUAGGGAGGUUGAGACGGUGGAUGUUUAUGUUGAGAGGGAGGAUUUUGAGAAGGCGAAGAAGCAGGUUAAAGAUGUUAGCGAGUGGAUUCCUGAGGAGAAGCAUCGGGUUUGGGAGGCGGAGGAGGCGAGAAAGGAGUUUGGUUUGAAUGAGCUUGCUGUGGGAGCUGUGACUUACACAGCUGGUGCACUCUGGCCAUAUCGUCUUGUCACCAGUGUGUGGAACGAUUUACUCGAGAGAUUCCCCGGGUUGAGUAUCAACACUCAUACACCCGUUGAAAAGGUAUCUCAUAACCCAAACGGAUCAUAUGCAGUUACAACACCUCGUGGAAUCAUCAAGGCGAAGCAUGUAAUUCACACAACGAACGCUCAUGCCGGACAACUCCUCCCUCCAGUAAGGGGCUGUGUCGUCGGUGCCAUCGCACACAUGAGCGCUCAACGACCAGGGUCUUCAUUCCCCCCAACCCAAGGAAACCGCUCAUGGUCUGUGAUUUACGGCCCAGGCUUCGACUACAUAACCCAACGCCCAGAUCGAGCAGAUGGAACAGCCGGUGAUCUAAUGGUAGGAGGCGGUUUCUUCCGCAGCAAGGACGACGGUCUGGAUCAAGUUGGU